CACUAAAAAUUUUCACAUACAAUAUUCUCUCAACGUAUAAGCGCAAAAACAAGCUGUACACAAUUGAAAAAAUUAGUUUAUCAACAAAUUGUUAGUGCCACGCAGCUGCAAACAACAUUUUGCAGCAUUUAAUUAAUUCGUUAGCAGUGUAAGUGUUAAGUUAAAAACAAUAUACAAAUGCCAGUGAAAAAUAAUGGUGGUGAAUCUGAUGCGGAGGGCGAUGUCUCUGGCGCAGAGACGGAGCGCUCCAAUUCGAGUCGAGCCAAUGAGUCCAGCGAUGAGGAGGAGGAGGAGGAGGCAAACGAAUGUGAUUCGGACGAUUCAUCCGAAAUGGAUGCAAUCGAAAUUGAAGGACGCCGUGCCGAGCAUAUGGAAGAUAUGGUCAAUCUAGAGCGUCAGUUCAAUCAACUACGCGAACAAUAUUAUUUUGUGCGCCUCAAUCUCAUUGAUAACAAAUUGUCGGAGGUGCGUUCGGGUCGCUCCGAGGAGUUUGUGCAGCCACAAAAGGAACUGGACAAGGUCUAUCGCACGCGUAUUGAAGUAGCCGAUGUGCUGCGCAAGUUUCGUCUGGAUAAUAUAGAGCAUAAAUAUUUAUCCGAAGUGCAGGCGUCCACACAACAUUUUGAGAGCGAAAAGCAGCUGACUGUGGACAGUCUGCGUGAUGAUCUAUUGGAGCGCAUACGUCGUCUCGAGGAGGAUCGCCACAAUGUGGACAUCUCGUGGAAUGAUUGGGGCAACGAUAAACGCCAGAGCAAAGUGCGUGGACCGGGGCGCAAAAAGGCCGUCACUGUCACCGGACCCUAUAUCGUCUAUAUGCUGCGCGAGGAGGACAUCAUGGAGGAUUGGACCAUUAUACGCAAAGCGCUUAAACGCAACACGAGCAGCACUAGUACUGGCCCCACCACUAGCACCCAAGCCGCAGCCGUCAAUAAUCUCGUCACACUUGCGCCGACGGCUAUAGUUGGUGGCAAUGGAUAACGCCGAUUUACUCGGACUCGCUCUAGUUUAGCCCUAAGCAUACAAAGUCGUCAAAAAAGAAGAAGCGCACGCUUUAAGCCCAUAAAACCCAUAAAAAACUAAAUUUAGGUGCAAAAGUAUAAACAAAAGCAAAAGAUUACACAUAAUAAAUGUAGCGUAAAUUUAAUGGCUAUAUACAGCAACAAAUGUAUAUAUACUGGUAGAUCUAUGGAUUAUCGUAUGCCCAUGUCGUGAGGAUUGUCUAUUUAAUAAUAAUUAU
Molecule: messenger RNA, 1237 nt
Organism: Drosophila busckii
Lineage: Eukaryota; Metazoa; Arthropoda; Insecta; Diptera; Drosophilidae
Gene: Brms1
Product: breast cancer metastasis-suppressor 1-like protein
Exons: 3
Coding region: 178-978 (266 amino acids)
Biological process (GO): negative regulation of transcription by RNA polymerase II
Cellular component (GO): Sin3-type complex
Molecular function (GO): histone deacetylase binding
Source: RefSeq, a predicted model, not a curated record